This is a messenger RNA of Pipistrellus nathusii (Nathusius's pipistrelle), 318 nucleotides long. NCBI's taxonomy places the organism in Eukaryota, Metazoa, Chordata, Mammalia, Chiroptera, Vespertilionidae. The record is from the annotation of a GenBank genome assembly.
AUGGAGAACCUGUGGGUCAGGUUUCAGGAGCAGAGACAGAACAAGGAGGCUGCGAAGCUGCUGGCGGCCACUAGAUGGCAGUCCAUCCUCCGGGAUGCAGUGGCCAUGCUGUCGAGAAAGGAUGCUGCCCAUGCUGUGCCAGGAGCUGGAAGUGCCAGAAUUGAAUGGGGUGCUCCAGGCUCUGAUGACCCCCGUGGUUUUCAGUGUCGGCUCUUCUCAACCACACCUCAAGCCCGAGGCGGCACAGCAGAAGCCACUGGAUUUGGGUUUUACUUUCAGGUUUCAAGUGAUGGAAGCCUGUGUUAUAAUCAAAUGUGA